GAGUUGACUUGAAAAAUAUGCUUCUAUAAAUCAUCACAUUAAUCUUCAUCAUUUCAAACUUGUAUCACAUCUUAAUCUUGUAUUAUGGCUUUGACUAGCUACUAUUUGAUGCUCAUUUGUUCACUUCUCCUCUCCAUUUCUUCUUCCAUAGGCCAAACUUCUUUUCAGCCUAAAGCUCUACUCCUUCCUGUGACCAAAGACUCUACUACUCUCCAAUACAUUACCCAAAUUGGUCAAAGAACUCCUCUUGUGCCCAUCAAGUUGACAAUUCAUCUUGGUGGACAAACUUUAUGGGUAGACUGUGAAGAUGGUUACGUGAGUUCCACUUAUCGACCAGCUCGUUGUGGCUCAGCUCAAUGUACCCUCGCCAAAGUUAACACUUGUGGAGACUGCAACACCACUCCCAGAAUUGGUUGCAGCAAUAAUGCAUGUUAUAAUACCCCUGAAAAUCCAUUCAUCAAGACUUUAUAUGAUGGUGGUGAAAUUACUGAAGACGUUUUAUCGAUACAAUACACUGAUAGAUCAAAUCCAGGUAAGUUUGUUAAGAUUCCAAGCUUCAUUUUCACCUGUGUUCCUACAUUCUUGACUGAUGGUCUAGCUAGUGGAGUGAAAGGGACUGUCGGAUUGGGAAGAAAUCGUAUUGCGCUUCCUUCCCAAUUAGCUGAAAUCUUCAGCUUUCCAAGAAAAUUUGCUAUUUGUUUGAGUUCAUCCACCAAAUCAUCUGGUGUCAUAAUUUUUGGUGAUGGGCCUUAUAUGAUGCUUCCAAAUAUUGAUAUCUCUAAAAAUCUCAUCUUUACGCCAUUGAUCACCAACCCUUUUGGUACUGGAUCAGUUCCAUUCCUAAAUGAAUCUUCCUCAGAGUACUUCAUUGGAGUGAAAUCUAUUAGAGUGAAUGGAAAACCAGUGCCAAUUAACAAAAAAUUGCUCUCAAUUGACAAGAGAGGAAAUGGUGGAACCAAAAUCAGCACAGGGAGUCCUUACACAAUCUUGGAAUCUUCCAUCUAUGAUGCUGUGACUAAAGCUUUCGUUCAAGAACUAUCUAAUGUGACCAGAGUGGCUGCUGUGGCACCUUUCGAGACUUGUUUCAGCUCAAAAAAUAUCGGUAGCACAAGGGCUGUUCCUGCCAUUGAUCUUGUGUUGCAGAGUAAACAAGUCUAUUGGAGGAUUUUUGGUUCAAAUUCAAUGGUGGAAGUUAGCCCAGAUGUGAUAUGUUUAGGAUUUGUGAAUGGUGGGAUUAAACCUACGACUUCAAUAGUAAUAGGAGGAUAUCAACUUGAGGACAAUCUUCUACAGUUUGACCUUCCAAGAUCAACACUUGGUUUCAGCUCAUCCCUUUUGUUUCGCCAAAUUACAUGUGCCAAUUUCAAUUUCACAUCAAAGGCUUAAAAAGCUUUUUUUAGCAGUAUCUGUUGUCGUAUCCAAAAUUAUUGUAUUAAAGAUAAAAGAAAAUAAUACAGACAAAAACUUAUAUGUUCAAUUCA
Nicotiana tabacum (common tobacco) is the source of this 1481-nucleotide messenger RNA. RefSeq names its product putative aspartic proteinase GIP2. Gene Ontology annotation, biological process: proteolysis. The record is from RefSeq and is a predicted model, not a curated record. Lineage: Eukaryota; Viridiplantae; Streptophyta; Magnoliopsida; Solanales; Solanaceae. Gene Ontology annotation, molecular function: aspartic-type endopeptidase activity.